GGUUCUGAUCAACCCCGACUCCAUCGGCACCACCCGCCCCCGGCCGCAAUGAACCGACACCGACUGAGACUGGUCACAUUCGAUGCGUUCGGCACCCUCUUUCGCAUGCGGGAGCACCCGGCGCUGACGUACCAGCGGAUCGCCCAGGCACACGGGCUCAAAGUUGUCUCGGAGCCCGACCGGCUCAAGGCCUCGUUCCAGGAUGCCUAUCGCAAGCAAGGCGCGAGCAAUCCCGUCUUUGGCAGACUGAGCCAGGGAUCUCGUCCUUGGUGGAAAUCGGUUGUCCGCAACACCCUGAUCGGAUCUGGAUGCCCCAAAGCAGAUGUCGACGGCGCUCUGGAUCCAGUCUUUGCGGAGCUCUUUGACCUUUAUGCCCAGGCCGCCCCCUAUGAGGUCUACCCAGAAGUUGUGCCGGUGCUUGAGACCCUAAGAACAACGGUGUGCGAGGACAAGGUUCCGAACGGCAUGGGCAAAGGGACCAAGUUCUGGAUGGGAGUGGUCUCGAACUCGGACGAUCGAACAGAGGCAAUCCUGCAGUCGCUUGGGCUGGCCAAGUACUUUGACUUUGUACUUACAGCAUAUCAUUUUGGAUCCGAGAAGCCCGGCCGGGGGAUCUUUGAUGAGGCCCGACUCCUUGCCCGCAAUUGCAAGGCCGAGGAGUGUUUGCAUCUGGGCGACGAUCUCGAGCGCGACUAUAACGGGCCCAAGCUCAUCGGCUGGAACAGCGUGUUGAUCAGACGCAACAACGACCAUCCGGUGCCUGCCGGCGUCGCAACUGCCUCGUCGCUAAAGGCCGCCUUUGCCGAUGAUUGACACCCACACACAUCAGCGCUCGUCUAGACUGUAGAAUACGCAUCGUCGCCUGCGGUGCCCCUCGUGCGAUGCAAACAUACUCGCACUGCUUGCGGCUGAGGCACGGAUGCCUGCGAGCCGGCUGUCGACAUCGCAACUGCGCCACCCACCCCCGAGCCAGCGCACUUGCCCGGAAUCCAUAGUGCAAAUACAAAACCAAAACCUCGGACGG
This is a messenger RNA of Polychytrium aggregatum, 1024 nucleotides long. Its product is annotated as HAD-like domain-containing protein. The transcript is spliced from 7 exons. The record is from RefSeq and is a predicted model, not a curated record. The coding region runs from base 49 to 813 and encodes 254 amino acids. Lineage: Eukaryota; Fungi; Chytridiomycota; Chytridiomycetes; Polychytriales.